Astrephomene gubernaculifera is the source of this 5181-nucleotide messenger RNA. The record is from the annotation of a GenBank genome assembly. Lineage: Eukaryota; Viridiplantae; Chlorophyta; Chlorophyceae; Chlamydomonadales; Astrephomenaceae.
UUUAACUAUGAAGCUGAAUCUUAAGAGCUGUUCAGACCCAAUAUUACGCGGCUUGCACCUUUCCUUAGUAUUACGACAACAGCUGUCGACUACACCGUCGUCAGCCGCUGCAUUUUGCAGCCACACUCUUGUGCCUUAUUGCUAGCUGCUUAAUACACUGGCUUAAAGACGACUAGAUUAGAGCUGGGAUAUGGGAUUGGGGUUGUUAUUCAAGGGGUCUGUCGCCCCUGCUGCUGAGGACGACCCGGAAGCGCUUGCAGAGGAACACGAGCGCCGUGGUUUGACCGCUUGGGUGAAGAGGAACCCCGCACUAUCUAUUGCUGGCAUUGUCUUGCUUGUCUUGGGCAUAAUUGCGGCGGUAGUGGUUCCUGUCACUUGUUCUCUUCAUGGAUGCCCACCUAAGCAACCAGAGGCUGCCAAAAGCCCCCUCUACGACGGGGCGCCACUCCGUCUGGUCGCUGCGUUCCUCGAUGACAAAGAUGUCUUGGACUUCGUCCCAGCCAUCUUGCAACAAUAUACGUCGCGGGUUAAAAUGGAGCUGUCAAACCUCCAAAUUUUAGAAGCACUGGACGAAAGUGUGCUGGAAAUUGUGCUUGCGGAGGUAAAGAAGUACUCAGGUCUGGAUUUUGUGGUACGGGAUUUCAUCUUGCGAGCUCCCAACAGCUCGACGACUGCGCGCGCAGCAAAAGACAGCAGCAGCACCGCUUUGGACGAUGCAACUGCGGACUCCAACUCCAGCAGCAGCAGCAGCAGUCCUCCAUCGGACGAAUCCACCAGCGCAACAAAUAACAGCAGCAGCAGCAACUUACGCCGCAGUCGCCUGCAAGCUACAACCACUGCAACCACCACCACAACCACCACCACCAACUACUCUCUGAACGACCCGGGCCUGACACUCAACUCCAGUUGGUGGUUCACUCGCAUCAAUGUGACCGGUGCCUGGAGCCAGCUGGGGCUGAGCACCUCCGCGCCCCAAACACGCACCAGCGAUGUCGUCAUUGCCGUCACCGACAGCGGCGCCCUGGUAACCCACCCCGACCUCACCUCCUCCUGGUGGGUGAACCCCGGCGAGACGGACGGAGACCUCCGUGACAACGAUGGAAACGGCUUCAUUGAUGAUGUGUACGGCGCUUGCUUCUCAACCAAGCAGUGUUCGCCCACUUACACGGGCAGCAACGUGUCACGAUGCGGCAUAGGGCCCUCCACAGCGGCUUGGAAUGGAGUGACGGAUAAGAUUGGACAUGGGACGAAGAUUGCUGGGUUGAUUGGCGCGCGGCCGAAGAACGGGAUUGGUGUAGCGGGUGUAGCGCCGAACUUGAGACAGAUGAUUCUCAAGGUUACGGACGAGACAAUCGACCCGGCCAACCCGCCGUACGCCUACAGCGAUGUCGUACGGGCGGUGGAUUACGCGUACGGCAAGGGGGCGCGGAUCUUCUCCAUGAGCUUCGGCAACGACGCGAAAUAUAGCAUGAACCUCGUGAACAAGCCUGCCCUGGACGCUGCUGCCUCCGCUUACCGCAACCUCUUUAACCGCUACAACAACGCGCUUUUCGUGGCGGCUGCGGGCAACGAGUGGACCAACCUUGACUCCUGGCGCGCCGCCAACUACACCUACUCCCCCUGCAUGGUCGACACCCCCAACACGCUGUGUGUGGGCGGCACGGCGGCGCCCGACGCGCUGUUCUACAGCCUGGUGCUGGGGCAGCAGGUGGGAACCAACUGGGGUCCCACAACCGUGGAUCUGGCUGCGCCGGCGGCCAACAUCUACACCACCGACCUGAGCUACAGCAACUACUACAGCACGGUGAACGGCACCUCCUUCUCUGCACCCAUCACCGCGGCGGUGGCGGGACUGGUGCUGGCGGCGCUGGGGGGGCAGAGCCGAGCCACCUCCACCACGCCGCUGCAGAUCAAGAACAUCCUGCUCAGCAGCGGAGACACCGUGCCCGCACUGCAGGGUAUGUUCCGAAGCGCUCGGCGGCUGAAUGCGGGCAAUGCGGUGGCAGCUGCGCUGACCCUGGCGGCAACCAACCGCACAGUCCUCAAGAUGGAUCGCACCGUGUCCAGCCUCAACGCCAGUGUGGCGCUCCAGGGCUGGGAGUACUACUGGUGGAGUGGCACAGCGAGUGACGCCAGCUUUGACGCGUUCGGCUCGGACUGGACCUUCAUUGACUACUACGUGCGGGGCCAGCUCAAUUCCAACUUCAACGUGUUCCGCUACGGCUCCCAGACCUUCACACUCGCCACCGCCCUCGUCCGGAUCGACACCCCGGGGGUGGUCAGCCUGCAAGCGCGCACCUCCGCCAUCGACCCCACCCGCUGGCAGCUGAGCCUGGGCGAGAACGUUAUGCUGUGGAAGUGGGCCAACAGCAGCUUUGGCAGCGUGGAUGUGCUGUUCCCGUCCGCUGGCUACUACAACAUGACAUUGCGGCUGUACUGCGAAUACGGCACCACCAUCAACCUGCUAUGGCAGCUGCCGGGCGCCUCCAGCUUCACCUCGCCCUCCAUCUUCUGGGUCGUGCACGAGGACCCCCCGAGUAGCCGAUACUACGACCCAGGGGUCACUCCCAGGCCGGCCCUCUGGCACGUUGUGUGGAACGAGGCCUCCGACUUUGACGACUUCUCGGCUUCUGGCAAUCGAGGCUACUUCGUCCUGAACAGCAACCCGCAGCUAUACCGCGACGCACAAGCCACCGUGACAGAUUUCUCGUUCACUACCGGCACUGAUCUGCGCAACGCAUUGUACGGCACCAACGGUGCGCCCUCCAACAACCAAACCGUUGUGUACGGCUACGCGCGCGCCAACCUUCGACCGCUCAACUUCUCUUCGGGCAUCAGUUUCCGCAUGCAGGGCCCCCACACGCGGCUGUACAUUAACGGCCAAGGCAUUUUCGACUUGCAGUCCGACUCGCAGCUGCAGACCGUCACGCCCUGCGUGACACUACGGAACGGCACAGCGCAUGAAAUCUACUUCUACUUUGCUGCAAGGGUCAACUCAAGUAACCCGGUGGGCCUCACCUGGGCCUCCUGCACCGCCUCCAGCGUACCCAGCGGGAACAGCGGAGCAUACGCCUCCAUGACCUCGAGCCUUGCCACCAACUUCUUCUGGCAACCCACCAACAUCACCAGCCUGCCCCGCGGCUUCCGAUGCGACGCCUGGCCCGCCAACCUCACCGUCAGCGCAGUAGGUACGACACCCCAGUACGGCACCCCUGCCAAGCUGACGUGGAUGUACCCCCGAGACUGCCCGGCGGCCAACAGAGUCACCAGCGGUAGCGUUAGCGAGUGUAGAAUGGCGACGGUGCUUCAAACGCUCUUUCCGAACAUCACUUGGAACGUGUGGAGCAUUCGUUGCUUCACCUACUACGCAGCAAGCAUUUCCGGCGGUAAGAGUCGCGCUCAGAACCUGGGAGGACCUGUGUUCCAGCACUUGGCUGGGGUUCGAGUGUACGAACAGUGGGGAGACGGGCUCAGCUUUGCCAGCAUGGCUCCUGCGAAAACGCGGUUUGGGUCGGUGCUGUAUCAGUUGUAUGUGAUUGAGUGGGUUGCCAUGGGCCAGAUGUGGAAUCGGCUGGCGGGGCAGACGGUGUGGGACGGGACGCUGGAUGCGGGGAAUAGCUCAUCAAUCCUGACCACGAACUCGAAUGCCAUGAUUCUUCCGGCUGCGGCGCUUGCGCCCAUGAGCUGGCAGGAUGUGACCAGUGUGUGAGGAGGUAGAGGGGGCAGAGGAGGAGGUAGAAAGAGAAUGUGCUUUUUGGGGAAGAAGAAAAGGGGGUAGGAAAGGAGGGGGUAAAGAUGGGAGUUUGUGCAGUGGAUGGAUUAAGAAGGCGAUACGGGUGAUGGAAGGCGUGUGGUAAGGAGUAUGAGACGUGGGCUUGGGGAAGCUUUGAUGAGGGAGAUGUGCCAUAGGGAGUGGUUUAGAGGAGGCACAAAGCAGCUGCGAUGGUGUGAUAAAAUGUGAUCUGUGACGUCGCAUGGGUUGUACAUAAAGUUCAUUUACAGAGGGGAAGCAGUACAUAUAAUGCGGUGCAGCGCGUGGUGGUGCCUCUAAACCGCUGUAUAGCAGUAACAUGGGAUAUAGGUUUGGUAAGGAUUGUAUGUGUGUGCGCCGCACAUACACACGUUAAGGCGCUGAAAAGUACCGUAUGACGAUUUUGAGGAUGUGAAGGACAAGGGGCUGCAGCGACAUGGGGCUCACCAGCGGAAUUCCGUGCCGUGUGGAGGUUACGGCGCCGCUGAGAUGAGAUUCUGCACGGCCGUCUACAGCAUGACCGUACAUAUGCCAUAGUUAAACACAAGCACAAUGUAAGCUCUUAGAGGAGGAUGAGAUGUGUGCAUGCAUGGCUUUUUCCUGCCGCCAUCGUCUUUGUUGACGGUUGUUGCCUGGCUGUUGUCGCUCCUAGGGAACGCUCAGCCCUUGCACCGCAUGUGCUUGGAACCGGUAAACAUUAAUUGAUUACAGAUUGGUAACAAGUUGGUGACUUUGGGCCUGCUCAGGCUCCUAGAUUUUGUGCCUAUCGCGGUCCUCUGCUGUGUUGCGAUCUAGGAGGGGUCCGUAGGCAUGCAUUUGUACAUCUAUGAUUUGCGGCGUGCGCAUAGGGGUUCGAGGCUCAGCGUGCCUGGAUCCUUAAACAGAUAUGGGUACGCCGAAGAGGACGUGCCAAGAGAUUAUCCUCGGCUGUGCCGGCGUUAUUUAUCCUCUUGGAUCAGGGCUGGCGGUAUCCAGCCCUGCUGCUACCUCCAAUGUUUGUUCCUGCUUUCACGGCCCCCUAACCAGAUGCUCAAUGGAUGCCGGUUCUUAACAUUCGUUCUUUUUGCCUUAUGUUGCUCAUAUAAUGGCGGACCGUCUCUCGUGCGGGCCUGUGCUGUAGCUUGUUUUACAUCAAGAACUGAAUGGGCAGGGAGGUGACCCAUGGGACAUCCCUGGUGCGAUUCUCAUAUAACAACCCGCCCUUGCAAGUUGCAACCGAGAAUCAUGUUGUGAGGCCCCAUCGCUGCUUGUUCGCCGCUAUCCUGCUACAAGGCUAGUCCCAAGCAACCCCUGCUGGUUCCUCUGCCUUGCAUUGAAGAACGGGAGCAUGCAGGAUUUGGGCAUGCACGACGGCUUGGCUGGGACCAGCGCUAGUGCUAGAGCGUAAGGGAGGGCCUUGACCUCCGCAUGUCAGGCGGAGGUCCCGUUGG